Ectocarpus siliculosus is the source of this 2750-nucleotide messenger RNA. NCBI's taxonomy places the organism in Eukaryota, Phaeophyceae, Ectocarpales, Ectocarpaceae. The record is from the annotation of a GenBank genome assembly.
CUCACGACAAAUAACGUCCCUUUUCUCCGCCCCGAUCAUUGGACGCCACGGAGACAAACGCCGCAGCGAACCAAACAUCGCCUCCACCUGCUCUCUCCCUUCUGUUUCCCUCUCUUCCUAUUUCUCUCUCUCUGAUAUCCGUAAGUACACAGUAGCAAUCAAGACAAGAUAGCCACGGUCGGCGAGAGCGGCGGACGCGAGACAUGAAAAACCAGCCUUUUCUCAACGAUCCUGCUGCCUACCCAGAGUUCUCCCUCCUCAUCAAGCGCCAGAGCCUGCAGCACGCGAUACGACAGACCCUCCAUCGGCAAAGGACGAGUGCUCUGCUUGUCGUAGUGGCGAUGUCCAUCGCGGCCUCGGGUGCAGACGGCAGCGGUGGCAGCAGCAGCAGCGCGGAGUGGGGGGUGUACCUCGCCAAAGGCAUGCACCUUGCACUCCUCCAGAAGCACUUUGGGGGCAUGGUGUCAGCGCUGGGAUGCAUGGUGAUGGGGACCGUAACGUCGUUCUUGGUGUACCCCAUCUACCAGCGGUGUUCUCCAGCGGCCAUUCAGAAUCCAAGAGCCCUUCCGUGUCGGCGAGUGUCUAGCACAACAGCCAAGACGAUCGCCGCCGCCGUUCCGUCGAUGGCCGUGUGGGCCAUCGCGGUGUACGCGGCCGGGGUUUACCGCUGGGGCAUCGCUUCGGGGCUAUGCGUCGGCCUGCAGUGCGCCGCUCUUACGCUCAAGUCGGUGUCGUUCGUGCAGAAGGCUCGCCCUGUCGCCGCUGAAGCAGCGAUCGCCGUGGCGGCGGCGCAUGAAGACCUUGAUGCGGCAGGGGUGGCAGAAAACGCAGACGAGGGCGACCGCGCAGCGGCUGCGAGCGGAAAAUUAGCAAUUUCUCCUGCACGUAGAAGUGUUCUUCAACGGGAUCCUAGGUCAAAUUCACCAAGCUCAACGGCGAACGGCGACGACGGUUGCGCCCACGCGGCCAACCCCGCCCUCACCUUCCGAGAGUUCGCGUUCUUCCUCGUGCUGGCCCCGUCCCUGGUGUGUCGGCCGCAGUACCUCAAGUCGGGGGCUCGAAGGCCACCUCGCGUCGCCGCCGCCGCCUCCGAGUUCUUGCACGCGGGUCUCACCUACGUCGCGGUGCACGUGGCCUGCUCGGCCCUGUUCGCCCCGGCGCUGCGCGUCCUGGCGGAAGCCCUGCACUCUGGGGGCGUCGCCGGCUGGGCGGACGAGGAGGACUGGGCGGAGUUGCGCCGCACCGAUGGCAGCGGGUGGUGGUUGCACGACAGCAGCAGGAGCAUCGGCUCGCUCUUUGCGAGCGGCGGAGGAAGUUGCGUGGGUGGGGGGGUUGGUUGUGUCCCCGGGUGGACCUUUGCCGACGACGGGACGGGUCAUCCGGGCUUGACGGUGGCCAUCGCCGCGUGUCUCGGUGUGUUCGUCUUCUCGCCGAUGAUGCACUUCUUGAUGUUCUACGCCUUCUUCCACUCGGUGUGCCUCGGCUGCGCGGAGCUUUACGGGUAUCCGGACCGGAAUACCUACGGCCCCUGGUGGCUGGUUGUAGACGAUGUCCGCGACUACUUUCGCCUAUGGUCGGCGCCCGUGCACCGGUGGCUGUCGGAGAGCGUCCAGCGUCCGAUGAUCGAGGUGGGACAGCGGGAGGCACUCCGCCACCGUCGCAGGCGUGUUGCCAGAGAAGAGGACAAACCGCCCGCAACCAACGGCAAUAGCGGCGGCUCGAAUGGCGUCCAUGACUAUCGGCCGAAAGGGACUUCAUCGACCACUGGGGGCAAGGCUCGGCACGGUGCUGAUGCGGGCAUAGUGACGCGGUGGUGGCUGGCUUCGGUCGUAUGCUCGUUCCUCGUGUCGGGCGUAGUGCACGAGGCCGUUGGGUUCGUGGCCAUGCGGCGCACGGUUUGGCCGUUCAGCACCUUCUUCCUCGCCGUCACCGCGUCCAUGGCGCCCUUCUGGGACACGCUGUUCCCUGUUGUGGCGGACACCAGCACCCCCGGCACACGGCCUACGGGCAGGCGUGCGUUCACAUCCAUUGCCGCUGCUGGCGGUGACGGUGUUGGAUUCUCGGCCGAAACGGAAGCGGCGAAUUCUGCAGCAGUGCCCCGCACGGCCGCGAGACCAACCACAGCGAAAGGCGCAGUCAACGCGUGUAGCGGGAAUGGUAUCUGCGCUGAGAACGGGGAGGCCGCGGAUGGCCAGCAUGCGGGCCACCCUUCGAAGGAUGUUGCGAACAAGAACGGGGUUGUGACUGGGCAGCAGGGGAGUGAGGCCCCACGCUUGGGAAGGAAAGAACCUCUCCGGCCUAAGAUUGGCCGCCGGAGAGGUUGGGCAGCUGUCGUAGUCUACGGUGGGAUGUACAUGCCCCUAACUUUGGUUGUGGAUUAUUGUGUGUGGCAGUGGUGGCGACACACCCAUAUGGCCGAGUGAUUUUGUGACAAGUGUCGGAGCUGCGGGAGUCCCGCGCCCUAGCUCUCGAGCAACGUUGCUGAUUGUACAAACCGGAGUGCCUCGUGGAUCACGGAAUGUGUUCGGUGAUUGGGAUUGUCUAUGUGGUGAAUGGUUCCAAAUUGACAAUUGAUGUUGUUCGAGUCUCUAGCCCUCAAUGAGCAACUAGGCUAUGUGUUGUACAUCGAUUGUUGUAUUUCCGAGCUACUCGUUCUUGCUAUGCAGGCUAUGCAGACCACAACGGUUGGUAGGUCUACUGGAGCGAGCGCUGGUUGAGAUACAGUGAAAACGCAACAAGGAGAGGUAUAC